GAUAUCUUAUCUUUAUGGUGCAAAUUGGAAUUGAAGCCUACAAUUUACGCAGUUUAAGUUAAGGACAUUACGUACAUAAAAAAACAAAAAAAAAAACUUUAUGUUGGGAUUUAUGAAAAUUUGCAUAGCUGCUAUCAGCUGGAUAUGUUGGUCGCAUGCAGUGAACAUUUUGGGAAAUAAUGGUAGUGUUGGCUUCCGGCUUAGUGGAGGUACAAGCGGAACAGGUAGACUAGACAUUUUAUUAAACGGUCAAUGGUAUCCGGUUAAAGCAAGUUCUUUUAGAGAGAAUGAAGCAAUUGUUGCAUGUAGAAUGCUUGGAUUAUACAACAGUGGCAUUGCAAGAAUAAUACCAAACCAGUUCGGAAGUGGUGCAGAUAAAGUUUUCAUUAAUAAUUUUAUAUGUGAUGGUAGAGAAUCUUCUCUUGACAAGUGCGAACUUCAUCUAGCAUGGGUUACGACUAAUUGGACUACUAAUAGAUUACAGGCUGACAAGGUUGCACUAACCUGUGAAGCUUCUAAAAUACGCCUGGUCGAUGGAGAUGAUUCACAGUCCGGUAGAGUUGAAAUAUUUAUUUAUAACAACUGGUAUACUGUGUGUGACUCACUUUUCGAUAAUAAAGACGCCUCUGUUAUAUGUCGUAUGCUUGGGUAUACUGGAAGUGGUAUAAGCCGGGCAUUCCCAGGAGGUAACUAUGGCCAAGGACAUGGUGGGGUUAUAGUGAGUGAGCUUGAGUGUGAUGGAUCUGAGAGUGAUAUAAAGCAGUGUCCGUCUAAAUGGGGAACACAAAACAACUUCUGUGACCACAGACGUGACGCUGGAGUCAGCUGUAGUAGUAUGUAUAUAUUUUACAUGUACAAUAAUUCUUAUAUGACUGGAUAA
Messenger RNA from Ruditapes philippinarum (Manila clam), 880 nucleotides. Its product is annotated as deleted in malignant brain tumors 1 protein-like. Lineage: Eukaryota; Metazoa; Mollusca; Bivalvia; Venerida; Veneridae. The record is from RefSeq and is a predicted model, not a curated record. Bases 101 to 880 code for a protein of 259 amino acids. Gene Ontology annotation, cellular component: membrane. The transcript has 7 exons.